Molecule: messenger RNA, 3288 nt
Organism: Parnassius mnemosyne (clouded apollo)
Lineage: Eukaryota; Metazoa; Arthropoda; Insecta; Lepidoptera; Papilionidae
Source: the annotation of a GenBank genome assembly
AUGAACGAUUCUGCCAUUCAAAUCUUAGAGGCAGCGGCACAAAUUUUGAUGGCACCACCAAACCUGGUUACAUCAGAACAACGACAUCAAGCUGAAAGUGUAUUUUUGGAAUUUCGUACAACUAAAAAUCCUUAUGAACUGUGUAGAGACAUACUUGAGAAGUCAACCUCAGAUUAUGUGUUAUUUGAGGCAGCAGGUCUGAUAAAAUCAGGCCUUAUUAGAGAAUGGAGUUUGUUAUCAAAAGAAGAUACAUGUUCAAUAAGGGAGUAUUUGCUAAAUUAUCUAUUAAAAAAAGAAAAUCCCCCUUUUUUGAAAGAAAGAUUAUUGCAGACCAUCGCCAUAAUCAUAAAAAGAGGUAGUGUUGAUGAUGGAGGCAGAGAAAGAAAAGCAUUAUUGGCUGAAUUAGAAAAAAUAAUUUUAAGUUCCCCAAUCAGUCAACAGAAACUGGCAUGCUCAUUGAUUUUAGCAAUUAUGCAAGAAUUUGCAAUCACUGUCAAAUCAGCUGAUGUCGGAUUAAUAUGGGAAGUACACUUCCGCUUAAAGAAAUCAUUUGAAACAAUAAAUCUGAAACGAAUAUUUCGAUUUACAAUUGGAGUACUUGAGCAAAUAAUUCGUUCUGGUCAUCCACCCGAAGGAGAACAAGCUAUGCUAAUUAAGCAGUUGAUAACGAUAAUUGAAACAAUACUAUGUUGGAGCCAUGUCUCUCCAUUACUAUCCAAAAGGUUGAUUGGUGCUUUUGAAGCAAUUUAUGAAAGUGAAACUGCACCGGCCUUGCGACUAAGUGUGAAUUGGCGUGACACAAUUAUGAAACCAGAGCUUAUAGCAUUGUUCUUUGAAUUACAUAUUUAUGUACGUUCCAACCCAGACUUGGCGAAUCCUUCACUAACAUGUCUGGUGCAGUUGGCAAGUUUAAGUGGAGUUGUAGUCUCAGCUAGCAAUUUAAAACAGCAGUACUUAGAAAACUAUGUUAAUUAUUUCCUGCGAAUGUUGUCUUUCAUUCAACCAGUCGAAAGAGAAAUGUUGGGAAUUGCGGAAAUUUAUCGAAGGUUAAUACAGUUUUUUACUCCCGCUAUGAUAGCAGCGACCCCACCGGCUUUCCUCCAAUAUUUGACGACAUAUACAUGCCACUGUAUCAGAGGGUCGAUUAUAGAAGAAGGUAUAAAUGAAGAUACAUUAUUACGAGAGGCUUUGAACAAGUUUCUACAUAGCUGGAGUUCUCUAGUGCACGAUUCAGAUGGAUACUCAAAUGAAACAUUGCAAAAUCCAUGUAUAGAAGUAUUUAAUACCUACCUACAAUGUAGAUUAGCUCCACCAGAUGGCACAAGGGGAUUAGAAGUAAAGGAUGGAUGUGGCGAAGACAUCAAGGAAGAUAUAGAGGAGGACGAGCGGCAGUUGUACAGCGACGUGCUGAUGACGAUCGGCGCGAUGGGCAGGAAGGCACCCGUUCACUGCUGUCACGUGCUCUUCACACUGCUGCAGGAUAGGAGCAAGAGAUUAGAAAGUCAACUGCAUUUGUUGCACUUGGGCAAGUUACCAGUGAAUGGCGGCGAGCAACUUGUCACACUGUUCGAAGAUUUGCAUUGGAUUCUAAUGAUCAUUGGUCACUUCUUAGCCGUAGACUGUUCCGGAAGUGAGGCCACUGUACCACCAGAGUUAAUGCAAUAUAGCAUAAAGGAAAAUGCCAACAUAGACGCAUCAUUACGGUACUUAGUCGGCGAGACCACUACUCCAGAGAACAUUGAUCCUAUAAUAAAAUUAGUUGGCGCCAUUCUACGUAUCAGCGAAUGGGAAUGCGCGGCUUUGGAAGCUGGACUUGGGAGUGUUUUCAGCCCAGAACUUUCCGCGACCAUAUCAUGGUUGCUGAAGAUUUGGGCCAAUUCUUACUUAAUGCUGGAUCCAGCUGAGUAUAGUGAAAUGUCAGCAGUAAUAGAGUGCGCAUUUAGACAGGAGUCGACCGCAGCGGCAUGGGUAGUUCAGAGGCUGGCGAAGCGUUCUAGCGUCGUGUUGAAGCACCUUGCGGCCCAGCCAGUAGCUGCCAAGCAUGCCUUACAACUGCUGGCACACCUCACCAAUGCACAUCCUAAUAAGAACCAGUUGGCAAGCUGUGAAGAGUUCAUGGCCUUAGUGGCGUGGGAGGCCUCGGGUAGUAAUCUACCAGGAGAGUCGAGGAAGGAGUUACAUAGAGUGUUUGCACGAGUUGCUUCUUUUACAGAUGGCGAAGCGAAAAACCGACUGUUAGCCAGCACAGCAGCACUACAACAAAAACUGAUGAACCUGAUAAACAUGGAUACAGACACGGAGCCCGUCAGAAACAUGCUUGCUGAUACACUCGAUUGCUUCCUUGGUGUUUCUGAAGGAAUGCUUGAGUUUGGGACGAUGGACGAUCAACUAACAAUGUUAUUUGGUGCCUUAGAUAAGAUUCCUGGAAUCAUAUUCAAAUAUCACAACUAUCCUGGAGUGGUGCUGCCGGCGCUUAAUUUUCUUUCGAAGAGUGCAAAGAACGCAAUGCAUUCGCAGCAACGAGACACUGUCAAUAAAUUCGUAGAUAUUUGCAAUACGACUUUCGAAGUGUAUGCUAGAUGGAAUUCGGGAAAAAUUUCGAGCAUUCCACAAGAUGCGGAAGAAGAAGCUUAUGAGGAUACAACGGCGCUGAUGGAGCUGGUGCGGUGGCUGGCGUGCGGCGAGCGCGGGCGCGGCGCGUGCGCGCGCGGCCUGCGCCUGCUGCUGCCGCUCGUGUCGCCCGCGCUGCUGGCGCUGCCCGCGCUGGCGCAGCGCGUCUUCCGCCUGCUGCGGGACCUCGACGCCGCCGAGGAGCUUACUAUCCUUCCCAUCGAAGACUUCAACAUGGUGAUCGCAGCUCUCCGAAUCGGUUUGACAGCUGUCUCUAGUGACGUGUCGACGUUAUGUUGCGAAACAAUAGUUGGACUGUCAAACAAAGCGCAAAUGAUGGGGGAGGACGAUCAAUACUCACUAUCAUUGUUAACACUAGCGGAAUUAUUAUUGAUGCUCAUAAUAAAGAUGGAGAUUCCGCCCGAUUCGAUUCCAGCCGCUGGUGCAGCGAUAUAUUCAUUGACUUGCGUGAAGCCUUCCCUUCUAGAAGGUUUAGCCCGACAAGUUAUUGAAGCUUUUGCCGCCAAUGAUCCCGCCAACGUGCCGCGAUUGGAGGACGCCUUUAGGCUUCUAACUAACGGAGUGCUCUUUGACGGUUAUAGACCUCACAAAAUUCGUUUCCAAGACAACUUCGAUAAGUUCCUAGCUAGCGUGCAUGGUUUCCUUAUCGUGAAAUAA